Molecule: messenger RNA, 10213 nt
Organism: Rhipicephalus sanguineus (brown dog tick)
Lineage: Eukaryota; Metazoa; Arthropoda; Arachnida; Ixodida; Ixodidae
Product: ankycorbin
Exons: 26
Coding region: 371-5068 (1565 amino acids)
Molecular function (GO): protein binding
Source: RefSeq, a predicted model, not a curated record
CGAAAGUGAAACAAAAAAAGAUUAAACGCGCACCGCGCCCGAUGUUUCGCGUGCCUCGCUUGUGCCGUUGCCAGCGGCAACAGACAAUAACAUUUCUCAAGCAAAAAUGUGACCGCCGCGGCUGGUACUUCUUCGCUGUCACCUCGCCAGUUCUUGGGCGCACUACGUAAGCAAGGUAACGCGGUCGUGCCUGGUGAUUUCCCCCCGCGCACGAUGUCUCCUCGUCGUCGCCUCGCGUGCCCAAACGACUUCAAGUGGCCGUAAUCGAGCGCGUGUGGGGACCGUGCUAACUUUUCUUUUCUCCGACUUUCUCCCCCCCCCCCCUCCUCUUGAUGCAUACUUCGUGGGAGGUCAGCCGUUGGCGCAAGCCAUGAAGAAGUUCUUCCAGAAGAAAAUACUCAAAUCCUCCUCCGCCAAGAAGCAGAGCGCGGCUAGCUUGAGUUCGCAGGAUGGACACACGGACGAAUUCUACGGCUAUUCGAUCGACCUCGCCAGGACGGACUCGAGUUUCACGAAGCUCCACAAGGCUUGCUGGCUCGGCGACGAAGACAGGGCCCGCUCGGCUGCCAAGAAAGUCGACGUCAGUUUUCAGGACAAUGAGAGCAGGAGCCCACUCCACCUGGCAGCUGCAAGGGGUCACGUGACUAUCGUGCAGCUUCUGCUGCGUGCGCAGGCCCGUGUCGAUGCCUUGGACUCGGAGGGGAAGACUCCGUUGAUGAAGGCCGUAGAGGGCCAUCAUCUAGAAGCUGCUCGGUGUCUGCUGGAGCAGAGGGCUAACCCCGAUGUUCCUGACCAAAACCUGGACACGGCACUUCACUUGGCCCUUUCGACGGGACAGGCCGAUAUGGCUGCACUGCUUGUGCAGUUUGACGCCGAUGUCUCAGCAAGGAACAAGGAAGGGAUGUCGCCAUUGUACUUAGCAGCAGUCCAGCAGCACCUAGAUGUGGCUCGCCUUCUUUUAGACCGUGGAGCCCAGGCAAAUGCUGGAGACAACAAGAAAAAAAGUCCAUUGAUGGUCGCCUCAGAAGCUGGAUCUGUGGCUUUGGUUCAGCUGCUUCUCAGUCGAGGGGCCAACGCAAAUGCAGUUGACGACGAAGGCCGCACAGCCCUCGACCUUGCCAGGAGAGCUGGCCACGAGGAAUGUGCCAAGCUGCUUGCCACAAAAACUAGCAGCGCCCAUGGUGGUGAAGCUGAAAGUGCUGACAUCGAGUCAUGGAAGUCGUCAAGUGACUCUGAAGCCAGCAGGAAAGGGAAGAGGUUACCAUACAACAUUGUCAUUCCUUCACCCUCACACCUGUCACCUCAGCAUUCGAUUACCGGCCACUCACCGAGCCCAAACCAUCUCGGCAUCAAAGAGCACCCCAAGCCUUACGUCUCGUCAGUCGUGAUUAAUUCCAGCAUGCCGCAGAAAUCGGCGACCAAUGGGGAGCCGACGGGGACCCAAGUCGGUGCUACGAAAAGUCACGGGUUGGAAAGAGACGGAGAGAAAAACGGGAACAUCAUUACCAUACCCAUGAAGGAAGCGACACCGAAAAAGACGCCGACCAAGCCCCACUUCGAAGAGAACGACAUUCCCAGUUGGAUGGAGGGCGACGUCUCGUUCGACGAAUCGGAGGGAGACGCCAAGGCCACGUCGCUGUACGUUCCGUCGUCGGUUUCGCAGCAGAAGCGCAACUCCAAGGCCGAGCCCGAACUUCACAAGUCUGUGGAGGUUUUGCUCGCGUAUGACGGUCAGCAACUGAGAAAAAACACGGGCAUGGAGCCCGACGAAACACUCGUCAAGGAACUGCUGGAAGAGGUGCCCGAGCCUUCGAAGGCACCUGCCGCCGACAAGUUGUCCGUGCCCUCCGACAGUGACUGGGAUUCGACGGAGGAAGUUGAGGACCUCCCUCCAAACAAGGUGAUGGAAGGCACAUUGGGACGUCUAGACACACUUCAAGGAACCGAAGAAAUUUGGGAAAGGAAUCCGAGCGUCCCCGUAAAUGCAGAUGAGGCUGUGAAGGCGAGCUUGCCAAGUGGCUCCCCUCCAACAGCAGCUCCGCGCAAGUCGUCUACUAGCCCUCAGCGCAAGCAUUCAAUCGAGCAGCACCAGCCACGUGCAGACGAUGUCAUUACGCCACAGAGGCCUCCCCGGUUGAGCAAGAACCGGCUCCGCAGUUCUUGGAGCUCCUCGUCAUCUUCAGCACCGCCAUCAAGGGCGAGUCCACUGGUCAUUGGCGGUUCCAGGCGUCCCAGCCUGCUAAGGGACAGUAAUAGUCGACCCGAGAGUGUGUCGCCAAGACCCCCCGACGAUCCGGGCGGCAGCUACGGAGGCUCACGGGUCGUUCGCAAGAGAUCAAAUGCAUCAAGCCGGUCGACAAAAAGCUCUAUCGCAGACAGGCAUGAAGUGACGACAAGGCACGUUGUGGAACUGACUGCACUCCCCACAACUGAACUAGGCGACCUGGUCACAACACUACAGAGGGAGGUUAGCUCAACACGGGCUGAGCUGGAUGAAGAGAUCCAACAUCGAAAGGAGGCAGAUUUGUUUGCCAGAGAGCUGCAGCUGCAGCUUGCUAAGAGGGAGCAAGCCAUUUUGAGAGAUUUUGAAACCAAGGAUGCCAUUGACAGCAAACUAGCUGAUCUGGAGCAGGAACUGAAAAGUGCGAAAGUGCUCAUCAAAGAUCUUCACCAUGAGAUUGAGUUUCUACAAAAACAGCUGAACUCGUACAAGGAAUCGGCCGACUUAUACAAAGAUGCGAGUGAGAAGCAAGAGGCACUGUUUAAGGAAAUUGUCAGUGAAAAGGAGAAACAGUGGGCUGAAGAACGUGAGAAGCUUCUGCUAAAGAUCAACGAAAAAGACGUUCAUUCAUUGACUGCACAAACGACUGCUGAGUUUGCUGCCAUACAGGAGAAGCUCGGUGCCCUGCAUGAAGUGCUCGCAUCGCUCAAUCUCAAGGCCGACUCAGUGCACAGCAUUGAGCGAGCUGAGGAAGGAAUCGCCAGGCUGCUCAGCCUGUCCACAUCAGCUUUGAGGGACUUGCAGAAGCUCUCCGAGAGUGCGGAGCAGACCUCCCGCGUUCUUCAUGGCAUCGACAACAGCCUUCACGCCAAGAGGUACGACAUGGGCUCGGACAGAAAUGCGAACAACUUGCUCGAGGGGGACGCCAACAACCAGCUCGCAACGACGGCAUCUUGGACGCAGAAUUUUGGCGGCAUCAACCAGACGCUCGAACGCCUCGAAGCCAACCAGAGAGUGCUAACAGACACGCUGGAGGAGAUACAAGCGGUGUUGGCCAGCAAAAUGAGCUCGGGCUCUGCGCCUCGCGAAGCGCUGGAUUCGUCGUAUCUGCCGUCGAAUGGUCACGUCGCCACUGCACCGUCCGCUACUGCGGCAAGCGCGGACUUGUCCGACAUCAAGGAAGGCGUCGGGCGCGUGCUGGACAGGCUUGACUUCUACGCCGACGAGAUCAAGAAGGCGUCGCAGUCGGAAGUGACAAACGCGACCCAAAAAGUCGUCGAGGCGUUUGCAGAGUACCACGCUGCCACAAAACAGGAAAUGCUCAACUUGCUGAACAAGGUGGCAUCGUCUCAGCAGAAGGCUCUUACCACUUCUGGCGUGGGUCAUUUGGCGGCGAAGGGCUGCCGUGGUGAUGAGGAAGCCUUCAAUGGCUCGGCCUUGUCAGACGAGUUUGCCGAGAUCAGGUUAAACCAGAGCACCGCGCUUCGUGAGCUGCAGAGCCUGAAGGACGAGCUUAUCCAGAUGGACACGAGUGGCAUGUUUGCGAGGCUAGAAUCGUGUCACGAGAGGGGCAUCGAGCAGGUCUCGAGGAUUGUGGAGCCGGUCUCAACUGAGCUGAAGUCUAUGCAGGUAGGUGAGCCCUUUCAGAUGCAGCAUGAGGACCUUCUCAGCCGCAUGGGCGAACCCGGCAAUGUGCCGAGUUCGGCUCAGUGGCAGGAGGUGCUGCACCGGCUCGACGGUAUGCUGGAGCAGACGGCCUCCCUGCGGAAGAAAGACCGUUCCGGCUGCUUGCGCCGCAUAUCAGCAGACCUCGGCGAGAACAUGCCAGACGCCGACCUCACGGCUGUGCUCAGCAACCUGGCCACGACGCUGACCGACCUCAAGAACGAGGUGCGCAGGCGUGAGAGCCUCCGGAACGAAGCCACACGUACUACUUACACCGCCCAGGCUGAGGAGCAGCAAGCUGCCAACACCACAAGUCUCGCCAAGGAAUGCUUAUUAGGAGAUGCUAAGCUGGCUAAAGAAAGAUACAGGAACAAGAGGGCUCUGCUGAAGUAUAAGUCGGAGCUUAAAGGCAUCAAAGAAAAGCUUAAGAGCCUGAACCAUGCUUUCGAUCGAGAUGGUUUCACAAGUCAUCACCAGAUCGACCGUCACGUGUCAGAAUUGCAAAGAAAGAUUGACCUGUUGUCCCUGAAGAUUGAAUCUGAUCGCCACUACCGAAUGGAUUUGGAGAUUAGCGACCUUAAAACAGAAAUGCAGCAGAUUAGGCAACAGAUGGCACGAGAAGAGCUGCUCAAGUCAACCCUGGGCUUCACGGCACAACCUGAGAGGCUUGAGCCCGAAGAAACACGUCCGAAACGUUUGGAACAGAAUGGGCAACAGGACUUUCUAUUCGAAAAGUACAGGAGCGACCUGUCGGCAGAGAUAAGCAAUCUGCAAAGGAACCUCAGCUCUGAGCCGGAUCUCCAUUAUUCCUGGUUGUCGUCGAAAAAGGGGGAUACGCCAGAGGAAGUCAAGAAGGUAGACGUGUCAGCCAACAAGAGUUUUCCCAGGCGCAAGCCGCCGAGCCAAAACCAGUCUACGCCGUAUCGAGUGCCACUGUUUCCCGAGCAUCUGCCCAGUUGGCCCAUGAGUCCGGUAAAGAGGACAGCCCCGCCGGUGCCGACGCAGAGCGCAGCCACACGUCAACGCGUUCAAGCCAUGUUGGAUGAAUCUUUUGCAAGGCACAUGACUGCAAGAAACACCUUUGUGACAGCACCAAGCCUCGAGGUUGAUGGCAUGGACGCUCAGCUGAAAAAGUCACUGGCCGAGCUGACAAACUCUCUGGAAAAAACUUAUCUGGUGUGACGCCGUGCACGAUGUUGUUUGUUGCUAGUCUUAGGAACCUUUUUUUUUAGCACACACUGGGCAUUCUUCUGUGUACCAUAAUACUGUAUUUUCUCGCGUAUAUCCCACACAUGAUAUACAGAUAAUUUGGAGCUGUAGUCGGGGUGUGAGUUAUUGUGCGAUUUUGGCACGCGAGAUGGCUUCAUCGCACUGCUUCACAGUAAUGCAAAGAAGCUGGCUACACGGCAGUAUGCGGUUAUCUUUUCUAAAAUUAUUUUGCUGCGGUUAUAUGGGCUACAUGCAGGGUUGGGUUAUACGCGAGAAACUGCAGCCAUAGCCAGCCAUACGGCUUAGCCAUAACCGUGUAGCCAUAGCGUUCGUAGAGGCCAUAUCUUAAGUGUCACCGCUCAAAGCCAUACAGGCGCACAGACACAGUCACCACUGUGCCGAGUUUGUUGCAAAUUUUAAAUAACCUCAUUUUGCUGAUCUCCCCCGCUCUGCGUUUGUUGAUUAAGGUAGCUCGAUGCUAUUUUUUGUUGUGCUUCUUUUGAGCUUAAAGCUUUUACGCAACUUCAUUUGUUGAUUGCAGCAGAAGCAUCAUGUUAUAUAUAAGGAAAAAGGUGUACGUUUCACCAUGUUUAAAGAAGUUGUGUCAGCCACAGUUUCAACAUAUCCAAUGUUCAUAUAAACUCCCAAGCAGGUAUCGGCAACAAAAAAAAGGUUGCAGUCAGAUCUGCGUACUUAUUUAUAUUGAAUUAUUUGUUAUACAAUAUAUGUUUUUUAUGUUGAGGUACGACUGUAAUACAGAGUAGGGUAUACAAUGCAGUCUACUUAUACGAAUAACAAUUACCGGAUAGACUACAUGUGCUCUCUACUACUUGCAUCAUUUAGAGCAGAUGCUUAAAACGGACCCGUGUGUAUAAAAAAGUGGCUUAAUGAUCAGCAUUUCUGAAGCUGUUGUCAUCAUUGCAAGUGGACUGCACUGUUAGUAAGUAUAUUUUGAAGACAGAUCUGAGCUCUCUUAAGGUGCUUAGCUGGAAUGAGCCAUAUAUACUCGUAAUAUAGGACUGUUAAAGGAGCGGAGACAAAUAUUAUUUUAUUAAUUUUUCAUAUUUCUUUUUACCUUUUUUUACGCAUCACAAGAGUGGGAGUGUGCGCAUUAAUCAUGCAGCGCACCUUAGCCACUUUGAAGUGCCUUCUACAUUAUUUCUCAGCAGUGUUUUCUCUGCUGAGUUGUCGUGGCUGUGACAUAGGGUGCAUAGCAAAUUUGGCAACCAAAACAGUCUGUUUAUAAUGAUUACAGCACAAUUACUGACACAAGAAAAUAAUAGAUGCAACAAGUGUUUACCACAACUGAAUUCGGGCGCUUUCGCGAAAACUCGUGAAAGCGCGAGUUUUCUGAAGUUUUAGUGGAGUUUGUCCAUAUGAUGCCUGAGAAGUAUAUUCAUCUCAGAAGUUCAAAUUGGAGUUUGUGUGGUGCCAUUUGUCUUGAUGGAAAUUGUACUGUAGUGAGUCAAAAUGUAAGAAUGCUACCAGAGCAGAUGCAUUCUUCACUUGCAAGAAACACUUGCAACUCGCUGUGGAGCUCUAAAUGUGGUAAACGCCUGCGUUCUGCAGGAAAGUACAUGCCAUAUAGAAAAAGCAGUGAAAAGGCAAUGUAUGCAUUUUAUGUGACAGGAUUACCGCUGUUACAGCUGUCAUCCUUGUGCUCAUACUAUCAUGCUGUUGUAGAUUAGUUUAUUUAUGCGACAAUUUGAUAUGCUGAAGGCACAACACGGAACACAUGUGCACAUAAUUCAGUCAGUGUUUAAUUCAAUCAGUGUAUUGAGAGAUAUCAUGUCAUGUCUUGUAGUAGGCGAUUCUGUUUAAGGCAGAAAAAGACCUCAUGCAAGAUUUUUGUCUCCGCUCUUUUAGGGGUCUUUGAACUUUCGCAUUGCAGGCAGAGCUCUUUUUACGUUGCUUUUUACUUUUUUACACUAUUAUACAUUAUAAUUUUGUUUUGCACUGUAUUUUUUUCAUGUGCACCAUUGUUGCAUGCACGGCUGCAGCUUUCUUUUUCUUCGUUGCAGAAGAGCUUGUUAGUGCAGUCCUGUUUUGAAUUUGAUCACGCCUUUAGAUGUUAACUCUAUUUCACCGUGGAAGAAAGGGUGUGAAUUGAAUGGUUGUGUUUUUGUGUGUGUGUGUGUGUUGCAUGCAGCAAAAAAAUCUAUGUGAAAACAUAGUGAAAACGUGCAGCUUUGAAAUCUGAACCAGUAGAAAAAUCAGGGUAGCCGAAGGUUUGCAGAAACAAGAUAUUGUGUGUGACAAAAUGAACAAGGCAUUGAUGCCGUACCAAGCCAUGAUUGUCGCCAUAUUUUAAGCAUGUUAAUACUGGAAAUAUUUCCGAACGUGUGAUACAUUGUCUCUUGUAUCUUCGAGGAGGUAAUAUUGGAGUUGUUGUCCUAGAUCUUGAUUUUGUUGCGUCGAGUCAUGGACACUACUUUCGUCUAUUGCAAGUGGACAUCAUCGAAUCACCAUUUAGAUUGGGAUGCUGGAACGCGGGAGUGUCGUGUCAUCACGCAUUGCCCGAUAGGUGUGAUGCAUUUUCGUGGAUGCACUGCCUUGUAAAAAUGUGCCUUGCAACAUAUCCUCCUUCAUUCUUGUUGAAAUGCCUGCAAAAGAACACAUGCGCUCUGAAAACUGAGAGUAUGAUAGUAAAAUACCUUGUUAGCAGAUAAUGGGCUUUAUUCUAAACAUGUGUCCUUAAUCUAGUUUUAUUAAACUGCUGGUUUCAAGUUUUUAGCCCUUUUUGCUUCACUUGUAGUACAGCUCUCAGUGAUGUGUUAUUGACGUUAAUGAUUUGAUCAACUUUCACACCUGCGACGUGCCGCCUAUUGUCGAGAUGACUACAGAAAAAGACAUGCAUGUGUAUAUGUGUUACUAGUACUUCACAUAAUUCAUGCAUAAAUAGGCAUGGACGAUCUGCACCUUCAGAGAAGCUGUGCAGUGAAUAUCUGGCACGUUUCAAAGAUCAGGUCUACUAUCGCAUCACAUCGAUGGUGUCCUAUGUAUUUGUUACACCAGCCUAAAAUGUGCAGCAUGCAAAGUUGGUAGGUAAUCCUUCAUAUAGGUACUACUCUAAAUCGAUGAUUUUUCUUCGAAGUUUUGUGUAGAAAUUGUGGAAUGGUUGUUUAUAUUCUAUUUAUAUUUGUUUUGCAAAUGGUUUGCGCUCAUGUUUAAUACAACAGAUAAUGAGAAGGAUGAUCUCUAAGCGCCUUGCCUUUUGUAAAAAGCAGUUUUAGGCCAGUCAGAAGCAGCUUUUUUGAGCAGGCUGUUUGAAGAUGUUUCAAUGCAGCAAGCACAGACCUGUAGAGUAGUGUUUGGAAUCGUAUUGAUGUAACACACAUACAUUGUGCAUGUGCAAGAAUUGUAACAGUGGCUGCUUGAGUUGAAAGCUGCAAAAUUCCGUAAGCUGCUAUUUUCACUUUUGCUUUUUUUUUUGUUUAUGCAACUCAUGUUCUUGGUAAAAAGUUUUUUUUUUUACAGCACUUAAAAGCACGCUUCUUUGACUAUUACUUACGCACAAGAGGCACAUUAUUUGUUUUACUUGUAUGUCAUUAUUCAAGUCACUCAUAGAAUGCACGAUUUAUAUCAUACCUGUGUAUGUUUGCAUGUGGGAAUUUCAUUGCACGCAUUUGUUUUGAGGAUUUAUGCACACACAGCAGUGCAAGUACAGUUCUUUAGUAGUAAUCUCUUAUCAUGGUAGCUGUGAUGCCUUUGUACAAUUCAUGACUGGCAGUUAAUUCUUGCUCUGACUACAAAGCUUAAUUACUUGUUGCCUAUCUUUGGCAGUAUACCUGCCAUCCGAUAUAAUCAGUCAGCUCAGAUAAAAAUAAUAGAACAAUUGUAAAUGACAUAAAAGGUUUGUUGGCAGCAUCAGUGUUGUUGUGGGGUCAUGUGAAGAUCAAAGUGUGUGCUUUACUGCUUUCUGUCCAGCACUAUUUUUCUGUCUAAGUUAAGCUUUUUAAUGCCAAUUCAUUUGGAGUACACAUCCUAUCGCAACUUUUUUUUUGAUGGCAUAGACUUACUGCUGGAGGCUUACUGCUGGAAAAAACAAAUUCUAUAAUAGGAGCAUUUUGGAGCGCAUCUAGUCCUUAUGAAGUACCAUAUUUACUCUCUUUUAGCGAGCGAGAGCCUGUUCAUCGAAUCUGUAAUGUAGCUUUUGAAAGCUACAAGAAAGGUGGUAUUUUCUUUUUCUAUAUCGAGCUAUCUUUAGCUUGUACUAUGCCAUUGGAAAUGUAAUCUCCUUAUAUGACUGGAGUCAACUGGCAAUGGUUCAAACUUCAAAGGGCCAUAAUUCUUUCUAUUAUUAAACAUUUGAGUAGUAAAAGUUCAGUUUAAAUGCAGUCUAAAACUAUUAUGGCUAUUCUCAUAAAGAUGUAUAGAUAACCAGAAUUCUGAGAGUUCAAAGUAGCCAAAAUUCUCCUAAUCAUGUUUACAAGCCAGGUACAAAAUGUGCUAAAACAUAUCGGGCCUUGUAAAUAUUGUGAGAUAUACAUAUGUAUGUAUAAAUUUGAAUUUGAGAUUACAACAGUUUUGAGUAAUGGGAAUUUGAAAUAUUGUACGUCCACUUCACUGGAGUGCUUUUUAAGAAAACAUCUUAGCAUUGUUGUUAGUACAUGUACAAGUACGUGUACAUGUGCUAAAUUGUACAUGCAGUAUGUGUACAAUUUGGCACAUUAUGUACAUGCUAUAAAGUGCUAGUGACACCAGAUUGUUGCUAAAUCUGCGCAACUCAUUUUAGGUGCCAUGUCUGCCUCUGCUCACACUUUUUUUAUAUUUACGUAUUAAGGAACAUGUUGAGAUUGUUUGCAUUGUUGGUACUGCUUGUUAUUGAGAAUGUUCAUAACAUGAACUGGAGUUCUAUGCAAUCAUUUGACGUUCCUGUAUGCUGUCUUAAACAGGGCAAUACAAAGUUUGAACUGUCUAUUGCACAAUCAGUAUAACAGUGACAGUGUUAGUUUAAUUUAGUAAUGCAAGAAGGGUUAAUAACCUAACCUGUCAUGCUAUUCAGCGUUCCAGUGUUAAAUAUGAAAGUGUGAUACGGAACUUUCCAAGACUCUCACUUGUGCACAAUGUAUGUUGAAUUUCAUGUCUAUAAAAAACUGCAAAUAAACUGCCUGCAUG